CACAUAUAUAUGCAUCACAUCACAAGUUACCAUAGGAAAAGUUUAGCACUGACAAUGAGAAUGAGAGAAGUAGCAGACUGCACAGAGGAAAAAGUGGAGGGAAGCGACGACGUUUACGAGUCAACUCCGGUGGCAGCGUUCCAGCUGAAAUGGGACGUGUUUUUGAGCUUCCGAGGAGAAGACACCAGAUAUGACUUCACCUAUCUUCUGUACGAAACCCUAAACUCCGAUCAGAAUCAGAUCCGGGUCUUUCGAGACAACGAAGGAAUGGAUCGGGGCGAUGAGAUAGCGCCGAGUUUGCUCGAAGCGAUUGAGGACUCGGCCGCGGCUGUUGCUGUUAUAUCGCCGAAUUAUGCAUCCUCACGUUGGUGCCUGGAGGAGCUGGCCAGACUUUGCGAGUCGAGGAAACUUGUGCUCCCCGUGUUCUUCAAAGUUGAUCCGUCGGACGUGAGAAGACAGAGAGGACCAUUUGAGGAAGGGAUUAAGAGUUUGGAGGAAAAGUGUGGAGUGGAGAAAGUGAAGAGAUGGAGGAAUGCAAUGGAAAGAGUUGGAGGAAUUUCUGGUUGGGUUUACAAGGACAACAGGGAUCAGGCACCUUUGAUUGAAUCUAUAGUGAAAAGGAUCAUGGAUAAAUUGAAGAACUCCCCAGUUGUUGUGGCUCCAUAUACUGUGGGGCUCGAUUUUCCCAUAGAGGAAGUGAUGGAAUUGUUGGAUGUUACGCAAAAUGUGCCCCAAGUUCUGGGAUUCCUAGGUACGGGUGGAAUUGGCAAGACAACUCUUGCUAAAGCUGUUUACAAUAAACUUGCAAGGCAUUUUGUACACCGUAGUUUCAUCUCAAAUGUUAGAGAAAAUUUCGAUAAGCCUGAUGGUUUAUUGUUGCUUCAGAACAAACUCGUUAAAGAUCUUUCUACAAGUUCAGCAAGUCCUUUUGACAACAAUAAUGCUUUUAUGGCUAAAAUCAAAAGAAUUUUUCGGGAAGAACGAGUUUUGCUUGUUUUAGACGACGUUGACAAUGUAAAUCAGCUCAACAAACUAGCUAUUCAUAGAGAUUGGCUUUCUGAAGGAAGUCGGAUUAUAAUUAGUACAAGAAAUAGAGAUGCUUUACCAGCUGAUCUCGUGAAUAAGAUUUAUGAGGUGAGACAAUUAGGCUCUUCUGAUUCGUUAAAACUCUUUAGUUACUACGCUUUGGGAAGAGAGAAACCUAAUGACAUUUUCUUGAAACUGUCCAAACAAAUUGUUUCCGUUACUGGAGGAUUACCUUUGGCUCUACAAGUAUUUGGUUCAUUCCUAUCUGACAAGCGGAAUGUGGAGGAAUGGCGUGAUGCACUAGAAAAGCUGAAGAAGAUUCGUCCGUACCACCUUCAGGAUAUAUUGAGGAUAAGCUAUGAUGCACUUGAUGAUGAGGAGAAGUGCAUAUUCCUUGACAUUUCAUGUUUAUUAUUGAAUUUGGAAAUGAAGAGAGAGAGCGUAAUCGAUGCUUUGAAGGGCUGUGGUUUCAGAGCAGAAAUUGCAUUCUCAACCCUUAGUAAAAGAUCUCUCAUUAAAGUUAUUGAUGAAGAUGAGUUGUGGAUGCACGAUCAGAUUAGAGAUAUGGGAAGACAGAUUGUUUUGGAAGAAGGCCAUUCAGAUAUUGGAAAGCGAAGUAGAAUAUGGGACCGUGGAGAUGUUCUCGAGGUCUUGAAGGGCCAAAAGGGCACGCGAUGCAUCCAAGGGAUUAUCGUUGAUCUGGCUGUGGAGAAGCGCACGAGAAUUAUUAGUGCUAGAACUAUAGCUCUCAACAAUCUUCGAAUAUCUCCUAAUGUCACUGCUGUGUUAACAUACAUGAAGGAGAAAUACAAGGAAUAUUUUCAACAUGGAGCAGAAGAGGGUGAAGUAAUAGUGGAUACCAAAUGGUUCGAGUCAAUGGUUAAUCUGAGGAUGCUCCAUUUCAGUAAUGUUCGACUCGAAGGAGAUUUUAAACAUAUGCCUGGUGCAGUGAAAUGGCUACAAUGGAAGAAAUGUUCACUCAGAAGUCUGCCUUCUGUAUUUUUGGACGGUGAAAUGGCUGUUCUUGAUCUCUCACAGAGCAAGAUUGAAAGUAUAUCGGGGUGGAAGUGGUUCUGGGAUAGACGAAAGGUGAAAAAUAAACUUAUUGUGUUGAAUCUCUAUAAUUGUUGUAACCUGACUGCAAUUCCUGAUUUGUCUGAGUACAAAUCCCUGGAAAAGCUGAUACUCGUGCUCUGCAAAAAUUUGAAAACUAUACACAAAUCAGUAGGUGGCCUGGACACUUUACGGCAUCUCAACUUGAGAGAAUGUUUGAGUCUUGUUGAAUUUCCAAGUGAUGUCUCUGGACUAAAACGUCUCGAGGUACUCAUUCUCUCUGGCUGUUCACAACUGAAAAAUCUACCUCGGAACAUUGGCUGCAUGAAGUCUUUGCAAGAACUUCUAGCUGAUAGUACUGCCAUAGAUGAGCUGCCUGAAACUAUAUUCAGGCUAACUUGUCUCGAAAAGCUUUCCCUAGACCAUUGCAAAUCAUUAAAACGACUCCCCAGAAGCAUAGAAAAGCUUAGUUCCUUAAGGGAACUUUCUCUUCUUGGUUCUGCAUUGGAAGAAUUACCUGAUUCCAUUGGCUUUUUAGGAAAUCUUGAGAUUCUAAAUUUGAUGCAUUGUCAAUCAUUAAUUGCAAUUCCAGAUUCCAUUGGAAAUCUCAAAUCAUUGGCUAAACUCUUGCUUAAUGGUAGUUCCAUAGAAGUUAUACCGGAAUCUAUUGGUUCACUAUACUAUCUGAAAGAUUUAUCCGUGGGAGACUGUAAACGUUUGCACACAUUGCCAGUCACUAUUGAAGGGUUGUCUUCAAUGAUUGCUUUUCAGUUAGACAGGACUUUAAUCACUUGUUUACCUCAUGAAAUUGGUUUUUUGAAAUCACUUAAGAAGCUUGAAAUCAGAGAUUGCAAGAAUCUUAGCAAACUUCCAGAAUCAAUAGGGAACAUGUCAGCCCUUCAUACAUUGAUCUUGAACAAAGCUGUUAUAAUUGAGUUGCCGGAAUCCAUAGGAUUGUUGGAGAAUCUGAUUGUCUUAAGAUUGAAUCAGUGCAAGAAACUAUGCAGAUUGCCUGCUUCAUUUGGAAACUUGAAAAACUUGUAUCACCUGUUUAUGGAGGAAACUGCCAUUACUGAAUUACCUGAAACGUUUGGGAUGCUUUAUAAUCUGAGGACGUUGAAAAUGGCAAAGAAGCCCUACGGCCAGGCCCCUCAGAUUUCUCUCGUAUCAGAGCCAGCUACUAGUGCAGAGAGAAAGAUAAUUCCAUCUUCUUUCUCGAAUCUUUCCUUGUUGGUCGAAUUCAAUGCUCGUGCAUGGAAGAUAUCGGGGAAGAUACCUGAUGAUUUUGAGAAGUUAUUAUCUUUAGAGAUUUUGAAUUUGAGUCACAAUGAUUUUCAUAGUCUUCCAUCCAAUAUGAGACCUCUCCGUGUUCUCAAAAAGCUCGAUUUAUCCCACUGCAAAUUGCUCAAAGUUCUUCCUCCACUUCCCGGGAGUUUGCAGGAUCUAAAUGCUGCAAAUUGUACUUCUCUGGAAAGCAUUUCUGAUCUCUCAAAUUUGCAGUAUUUAAUUGAGAUGGAAUUCACCAAUUGUGAGAAACUAAUGGACUUUCCAGGCGUUGAAAAUUUGAUGUCCUUGAGAAGGUUGUACAUGGGAGGCUGCAGUAACCGUGCCUCAGCAUUGAUACAGAAACUUGACAAGGUUGCGCUGAGAAAUUUAUACAAUUUAUGCAUACCGGGAAGUGAAAUACCAGACUGGUUUACUCGAGAUGAGAUUCGCUUUUCUAGAAAGAAAAAUGAGGCAAUAAGGAGUGUGAUUAUUGCUGUUGUCGUCUCAAAGAACUCUCAAAUCACCCAGGAUUCAACAUUCGAUGAGUUGCCUGUUAUGGCUGAAAUCGAAGGAAAGAUUCUCAGAGUAACCAGAGCAGUUUACAGUCAUGCACCGAACUUAAGAGGAAUCCCAAAUACAGAUGAUGAUCAACUUUAUUUGUGCAGAUAUCCUGAUUAUCAUCCAUUAGUUUCCAUUCUAGAAAACGACGACAGAAUACAGGUCGUAAGGCGCAAUCCUCCAUUUGAUCCAAGAAUUAUGCUGAAGAAAUGUGGGAUUCAUUUAGUUUAUGAAAAUGAUGACGAUUAUGAUGGCAACGAAGAAUCGUUGGAUGAAAAUUUACAAACGGUGUCCCACAGAAUAAAGAAGAUUUUUUACUCUCCUGAGGGACACAACACUAGCUCAAACUCUACUCAAGCAGAUGAAGGACAGGAAGGGAACCGAUGCAUCCAAGGGAUUAUCGUUGAUCUGGCUGUGGAGAAGCGCACGAGAAUUAUUAGUGCUAGAACUAUAGCUCUCAACAAUCUUCGAAUAUCUCCCAAUGUCACUGCUGUGUUAACAUACAUGAAGGAGAAAUACAAGGAAUAUUUUCAACAUGGAGCAGAAGAGGGUGAAGUAAUAGUGGAUACCAAAUGGUUCGAGUCAAUGGUUAAUCUGAGGAUGCUCCAUUUCAGUAAUGUUCGACUCGAAGGAGAUUUUAAACAUAUGCCUGGUGCAGUGAAAUGGCUACAAUGGAAGAAAUGUUCACUCAGAAGUCUGCCUUCUGUAUUUUUGGACGGUGAAAUGGCUGUUCUUGAUCUCUCACAGAGCAAGAUUGAAAGUAUAUCGGGGUGGAAGUGGUUCUGGGAUAGACGAAAGGUGAAAAAUAAACUUAUUGUGUUGAAUCUCUAUAAUUGUUGUAACCUGACUGCAAUUCCUGAUUUGUCUGAGUACAAAUCCCUGGAAAAGCUGAUACUCGUGCUCUGCAAAAAUUUGAAAACUAUACACAAAUCAGUAGGUGGCCUGGACACUUUACGGCAUCUCAACUUGAGAGAAUGUUUGAGUCUUGUUGAAUUUCCAAGUGAUGUCUCUGGACUAAAACGUCUCGAGGUACUCAUUCUCUCUGGCUGUUCACAACUGAAAAAUCUACCUCGGAACAUUGGCUGCAUGAAGUCUUUGCAAGAACUUCUAGCUGAUAGUACUGCCAUAGAUGAGCUGCCUGAAACUAUAUUCAGGCUAACUUGUCUCGAAAAGCUUUCCCUAGACCAUUGCAAAUCAUUAAAACGACUCCCCAGAAGCAUAGAAAAGCUUAGUUCCUUAAGGGAACUUUCUCUUCUUGGUUCUGCAUUGGAAGAAUUACCUGAUUCCAUUGGCUUUUUAGGAAAUCUUGAGAUUCUAAAUUUGAUGCAUUGUCAAUCAUUAAUUGCAAUUCCAGAUUCCAUUGGAAAUCUCAAAUCAUUGGCUAAACUCUUGCUUAAUGGUAGUUCCAUAGAAGUUAUACCGGAAUCUAUUGGUUCACUAUACUAUCUGAAAGAUUUAUCCGUGGGAGACUGUAAACGUUUGCACACAUUGCCAGUCACUAUUGAAGGGUUGUCUUCAAUGAUUGCUUUUCAGUUAGACAGGACUUUAAUCACUUGUUUACCUCAUGAAAUUGGUUUUUUGAAAUCACUUAAGAAGCUUGAAAUCAGAGAUUGCAAGAAUCUUAGCAAACUUCCAGAAUCAAUAGGGAACAUGUCAGCCCUUCAUACAUUGAUCUUGAACAAAGCUGUUAUAAUUGAGUUGCCGGAAUCCAUAGGAUUGUUGGAGAAUCUGAUUGUCUUAAGAUUGAAUCAGUGCAAGAAACUAUGCAGAUUGCCUGCUUCAUUUGGAAACUUGAAAAACUUGUAUCACCUGUUUAUGGAGGAAACUGCCAUUACUGAAUUACCUGAAACGUUUGGGAUGCUUUAUAAUCUGAGGACGUUGAAAAUGGCAAAGAAGCCCUACGGCCAGGCCCCUCAGAUUUCUCUCGUAUCAGAGCCAGCUACUAGUGCAGAGAGAAAGAUAAUUCCAUCUUCUUUCUCGAAUCUUUCCUUGUUGGUCGAAUUCAAUGCUCGUGCAUGGAAGAUAUCGGGGAAGAUACCUGAUGAUUUUGAGAAGUUAUUAUCUUUAGAGAUUUUGAAUUUGAGUCACAAUGAUUUUCAUAGUCUUCCAUCCAAUAUGAGACCUCUCCGUGUUCUCAAAAAGCUCGAUUUAUCCCACUGCAAAUUGCUCAAAGUUCUUCCUCCACUUCCCGGGAGUUUGCAGGAUCUAAAUGCUGCAAAUUGUACUUCUCUGGAAAGCAUUUCUGAUCUCUCAAAUUUGCAGUAUUUAAUUGAGAUGGAAUUCACCAAUUGUGAGAAACUAAUGGACUUUCCAGGCGUUGAAAAUUUGAUGUCCUUGAGAAGGUUGUACAUGGGAGGCUGCAGUAACCGUGCCUCAGCAUUGAUACAGAAACUUGACAAGGUUGCGCUGAGAAAUUUAUACAAUUUAUGCAUACCGGGAAGUGAAAUACCAGACUGGUUUACUCGAGAUGAGAUUCGCUUUUCUAGAAAGAAAAAUGAGGCAAUAAGGAGUGUGAUUAUUGCUGUUGUCGUCUCAAAGAACUCUCAAAUCACCCAGGAUUCAACAUUCGAUGAGUUGCCUGUUAUGGCUGAAAUCGAAGGAAAGAUUCUCAGAGUAACCAGAGCAGUUUACAGUCAUGCACCGAACUUAAGAGGAAUCCCAAAUACAGAUGAUGAUCAACUUUAUUUGUGCAGAUAUCCUGAUUAUCAUCCAUUAGUUUCCAUUCUAGAAAACGACGACAGAAUACAGGUCGUAAGGCGCAAUCCUCCAUUUGAUCCAAGAAUUAUGCUGAAGAAAUGUGGGAUUCAUUUAGUUUAUGAAAAUGAUGACGAUUAUGAUGGCAACGAAGAAUCGUUGGAUGAAAAUUUACAAACGGUGUCCCACAGAAUAAAGAAGAUUUUUUACUCUCCUGAGGGACACAACACUAGCUCAAACUCUACUCAAGCAGAUGAAGGACAGGAAGGGAACUGAGUCCAUUGCCUGUAGUUUGUAUUUGGCUGUUCAAGGCCGCUUUUGGCUAAAUGUCUUCUUUGCUUUGAACAAAAUGCUGUAAACUAGGAAGAUUUUGAUUUUCGACAUUACUACCCAUUGAUGAAACUAUAUAUUAAGUGCUCGACAACAUUCAGUGACGUUCAAUACUAAGCAUCUCCAA
This is a messenger RNA of Olea europaea var. sylvestris, 7054 nucleotides long. RefSeq lists its product as uncharacterized. The record is from RefSeq and is a predicted model, not a curated record. Gene Ontology annotation, biological process: signal transduction; defense response. The transcript is spliced from 8 exons. Gene Ontology annotation, molecular function: protein binding; ADP binding. Lineage: Eukaryota; Viridiplantae; Streptophyta; Magnoliopsida; Lamiales; Oleaceae. The coding region runs from base 10 to 6873 and encodes 2287 amino acids.